AUGUAUAGGGUAGCUAGGCGAUUUAACUCCAUAAAACCUUACAUUAACAAAGUUACACCCACAAAAGAACAUCCAUUAGUUACCAAUUUAUGUAAACAAAUUCAUAAUACAUUUUUACUAAGUAGAAAAUCAACUAUUGCUUUUGAUGGACAAAAAUUCAUCCCAUCUGAAAGUCUAGCUGAAAAACUAGACAAUAUAGCAACAGAAUCACUUGGUAAUACCGCAAAUCUUGACUUUAAUACACUCAGAAAAUUGUUAUAUUUGCUUAGCAAAUUUUGUUGCAAUGAUUCCAUCCUUUUAAGCUGUGUAUGGCAAUCAUUGCACAAGAAACUCUUGCUGGGUGAGGAAAUUAAGCCCAUAAAUGAAGUUAGACCUAAAUCGGUUAGGCAUGUUGAUUUGAUGAGGAGAGUUAAGCAGAAAACAAUCUGGAUUCCCAUGGGUAGGGAAUGUUUAAUUUUACCCUUCUGUGCUUCUCUUACCCAUAAAACAUUCUAUGAUGAAAAAUGUUUAGGCUUGAUAAACAAAUUUAUAAAAAGUACCAUUAGGUCCAGGUUAUACCCAACCCUAGAAGAUACAACACUGGCUUGUUAUGGCUACAGCACCUUAUAUAAUCACUAUCAGUCGUCAGAGUUGGGUUAUAUGGCAAAACUGAUUCAUAUGUUUAAGGAAUGGAGAUUUUCUGAGGCAUCAACAAAUGAUAUUGAUUAUUUUAAUUUGGAAUUUGCUAAAGUAUACCCAAAUUUAGAGCACGCGUCUACUAGUUUUAGACUAAAUCACUAG
Molecule: messenger RNA, 780 nt
Organism: Babesia microti strain RI
Lineage: Eukaryota; Apicomplexa; Aconoidasida; Piroplasmida; Babesiidae
Exons: 1
Coding region: 1-780 (259 amino acids)
Source: RefSeq, a predicted model, not a curated record